This is a messenger RNA of Odocoileus virginianus texanus, 2612 nucleotides long. RefSeq names its product serpin family I member 2 (gene SERPINI2). Gene Ontology annotation, molecular function: serine-type endopeptidase inhibitor activity. Gene Ontology annotation, biological process: negative regulation of endopeptidase activity. Lineage: Eukaryota; Metazoa; Chordata; Mammalia; Artiodactyla; Cervidae. The record is from RefSeq and is a predicted model, not a curated record.
CAUGAUUUGGUGACUAAACCACCACCAUCACCAUCUUUAUGUAUAAUGGUGAUUCUUAAUGACUCAACCAUUUAGGGGUGAUGGAAGCCUUCCUAAUAAUCUGCAGAACACUAGAAAUAUAGUUUUUCAUUUUUAAAAUAUAAGACUUAUAAAACAUUAUUCCAGAGGUUUUCAUUUUUUCCUCCAAUAGAGAGUUACUUCCUGAGAGGGUUAAACUAGGAGUUACUUAAAGUGACUAAAAUGUAUUAUUUGUAAGGUAAAAAUUAGUGUUACUAAAAAUUAAAAUAGUUUAAAAAUUAAUUUAAAAUUUCAUUUAAAAUACUUAAAAUUUCAAGUACUUCAGAGUCAGUAUUCUCCUAGAGUCUGCAGCAAUAUGGCAAAACUCAUCCUACUCCAGAUGUAAUGAGAUGGUUAGAUUUCCUGCAAUUUUUGUGGAGAGUGUUUUAAUAGGGUGUCAUUAGUGUUGUGAAUUGGUUACAGUUUUCCAUUGCAACUUUCUUAUAUUUGUUAAUUUAUUUGUCAAAUUAUUCUUUGAUUUUUAAAAAUUGCUUUCUUAUGUUAUUACUGAACCGUUCAUAUUUGAUUGCAAUUUUGUUUCUUUAUAAUUUUUUUCUGAGCUUUUUUUUUUUUUUGUACUUCCCUUGGAAAAGUGUGAGCUGGGUUUGGAAGUUCUUUCAUCCUAUAGUAGCAGGAUUCUAUAAUAUGUGAGACUUGUUACUGUAAGAAGUUAGCCAGAUUACUCAAUUGAUUUAGAAUACUUUAACUUCCUAAUGUUAUAUGUUCAAAACCACACUGGAAUGUAUUCAGCUUUUAUUCCAUUUCUCCUUUUGUUCUUUUACCUGUUUUAGAAUCAUCUGGACAGAAGUUUCCCUUGGUAUCAGAGUCACAAGUGUCUCAUUUAUAACCAUGGGGAAAGAUACAAUAAAGUAUCCUAUAGAUAUUCAGAGAUAGUAUUACUGUUGAUAAUGUUCCAGAAUCAUAAUUUCUCCUUUAAUUAAAAAAAAAAAGCUGCAAUACAUUCUAUACUGCUUGUUGAAUACAUGUAAAAAAUGUUAACAGCACAUGGCCCAUUUCUCCUAAUAGAUGAUGCUUAGUCUGAAAAUUGGCAUUAAAAUAAUAUUGUGGUAGUUUGUUCCAACAAGAUGGAAAGUUCUAAUAGGUAGAAAUCUUUCUGUUGAACUUACUAUGAUAAACUCUGAUUAUUUUUAAAAACUAAUAAAUUUUGAAUUAAUGAAUGCACAGAGGUCAAAAUGGAUAAGAUCCUGCUGUGGAGUCUCCUAUUGACUUUUUCUGGAAGUCAAGCCUCAAGCCCCUUGGCUCAAAGAAAUACUGAAUUUGUAGUGGAUCUUUAUCAAGCUGUUGGUUUAUCUCAUAAGAACAACAUCAUAAUUUCACCUCUUGGAACAACUUUGGCCCUUGGAAUGAUACAACUGGGAGCAAAAGGAAAAGCACAACAGCAGAUAAGACAAACUUUAAAAUUUCAGGAAACCUCAACUGGAGAAGAAUUUUCUGAGCUGAAGUCAUUUUUCUCUGCCAUCUCAGAGAAAAAACAAGAAUUUACAUUUAAUCUUGCCAAUGCCCUCUACCUUCAAGAAGGAUUCACUGUGAAAGAACAGUAUCUCCAUGGCAACAAGGAAUUUUUUCAGAGUGCCAUAAAACUGGUGGAUUUUCAGAAUGCAAAGGCUUGUGCAGAGACAAUAAGUACCUGGGUAGAAAGCAAAACAGAUGGAAAAAUUAAAGACAUGUUUUCAGGGGAAGAAUUUGGUCCUCUGACUCGGCUUGUUCUGGUGAAUGCUAUUUAUUUCAAAGGGGAUUGGAAACAGAAAUUCAACAAAGAAGACACACAACUGAUGAAUUUCACUCUGAAAGAUGGCACAGCAGUCAAAAUUCCAAUGAUGAAGGCUCUUCUGAGAACGAAAUACGGUUAUUUUUCUGAAUCCUCCAUAAACUACCAGGUUUUGGAAUUACCUUAUAAAGGUGAUGAGUUUAGUUUAAUUAUCAUACUUCCUGCCGAACACAUGAACAUAGAGGAAAUGGAAAAGCUAAUUACUGCUCAUCAAAUCCUGCAAUGGUUCUCUGAGAUGCAAGAACAGGAAGUGGAAAUAAGCCUUCCUAGAUUUAAAGUAGAACAAAAAUUAGACUUCAAAGAAGCUUUGUAUUCAUUGAAUAUAACUGAGAUAUUUAGUGGUGGCUGUGACCUUUCUGGAAUAACAGAUUCUUCUGAGGUGUAUGUUUCCCGAGUCAUGCAACAAGUUUUCUUUGAGAUAAAUGAAGAAGGCAGUGAAGUUGCAACAUCAACUGGCAUAAACACACCUGUGAUCAUGAAUCUGUCACGGAAUCAAUUUAUAGCAAAUCAUCCAUUUCUGUUUAUUAUGAAGAAUAACCCAACAGAUUCAAUUUUGCUUAUGGGAAGGGUGACAAAUCCUGACACCCAUGGGAUGAAGGGAAGAGAUUUAGAUUCACUGUGAAUGGAAAGUGCAGCCUCGGAAUAGAAGGUUAUUCCUGGAAAAUAGUUGACUGGCAAAAUAUCAUCAAAUAUUUUCUAUAUAUCUUUUUCUAUCUUAAACAGUGGCUGUAUUAAUCUGUAUCCAUGAAUAAAUGAAAUUAUGCAU